AUAUUUCCAUCCUCGCUGGACAGAGACAUCUUUGUUAACCCGGGAGCAGCAAGGUCCUUAUAGCGUCUCACCUCUCUCUCGCUGUCCACAUUCUCCCGUCCGUGUACGCAGGCAAACAUGACUCGCUCGGCAACUCCACGGCUUCUGCUGCUGCUAUUUGCUGGACUCCUGCUCCCUGCGAUGCUUACAGGGUACCCACAGGCGGCAGCACCUACUCUCUGGCAGGAGCCUCCAGAGCUUCCUUCUGGAUUGGAACCCAUUGAAACCACACCGUCUAUUCGUCUAUCAGAUGUCACAGGGGUGCCACCCGAUACUCCUGAACCAGAUCCUACGCACGAAGAUCCUCUCGGUAAUGGUGAUGGUUCUUUGGGUCCUGGAGCGGUAGCUGCGAUUGUCUUGGCUGCUUUGCUGGGGACUUCUGUGCUAAUUGCUCUGAUUGUUAUCACCCUCAGAAAAUUUUCAGCCCCAUAAACCAAUAAAGAAUCAAAUUAUGUGCUGACCUUGAUGGCCUGUGUGCAUGUAUGUGAUAAAAAGCUGACAACUAAAUUGGAGAUGACUCUUCUGUUCUAAGCCAUAGCUCUCUAUCUAAAGCAUGCUUGGUGGAACUAUGAUCCUGCAGCACAAAUGUCUUUAAAUUACAUGCGUUUAAAAAAGCAUUACACAACCAUGAAUGUGAAUAUAAUGGGGGGUGGGGGAAAGGAUUUUGUUUUGGAUAUGUCUGUUGAUCAGAUAAAUAAAAAUACUGCAUUUAAACCCUAAA
This is a messenger RNA of Spea bombifrons (plains spadefoot toad), 760 nucleotides long. It is a transcript of the gene SNORC, whose product is annotated as secondary ossification center associated regulator of chondrocyte maturation. The coding region runs from base 118 to 471 and encodes 117 amino acids. Gene Ontology annotation, cellular component: cell periphery. Gene Ontology annotation, biological process: cartilage development. NCBI's taxonomy places the organism in Eukaryota, Metazoa, Chordata, Amphibia, Anura, Pelobatidae. The record is from RefSeq and is a predicted model, not a curated record. The transcript has 3 exons.